Molecule: messenger RNA, 879 nt
Organism: Acanthosepion pharaonis
Lineage: Eukaryota; Metazoa; Mollusca; Cephalopoda; Sepiida; Sepiidae
Source: the annotation of a GenBank genome assembly
AUGGCAGAACCAACAACCGUAUCAGAAACAGCCAUCAAACUCGAGAUGCCCGCCUUCAAUGCAAAUGUGCAAACGUGGUUCCUUCAGCUUGAUGCGAUAUUCCAAGCUAGGCGCAUAACUUCUCAGCAGUCAAAAUUUGCAGCAGUCGUGGAGAAGCUACCGGCAGAAAUAGCAGCCGAAGUAGCUGAUAUACUAACUUCAGUCCCAGUUGAAAAACCAUACGAAAUCCUAAAAGAAGCGAUAUUGCAUAGAUCAGGUUUUUCGGAGGAGAAAAGAAUACGUGAACUCCUGUCCAAUGUCACAACCGAAGAUGCCAAACCUUCACAGUUACUUCGAAGGAUGCAGCAGUUAUUAGGCGAAAAUGACAUAUCGACCACAGUAUUCAAACAAAUGUGGCUGGACAAGCUACCGCCAGAGGUUGUACGAAUUCUAGCCGCAUUAGCAGAAGAUGUAGACAUCCAGAAACUAGCGAUAAUUGCAGACAAAAUAACAGACACAGCGCCAAUUAAACACAUAUCCGCAACGAACACACGAGAUGGCCUCAUGCCAGACAUAGACCGGCAAAUUCAAAAGUUAUCAACAGAGUUGCAAGAUAUAUCUAUACAGCUGCGCGAACUACAAAAUGCCCAUCUAAGCCGACAUGAUAAUCAAUAUACCAAGCGAAAUAAACAACGCUGGAGAUCAAAUUCUCGACACAGAUACAAACGACAACGAAACGAAUACCAAAAUGAAAAUGUUGGUAUCAUGAAACUUUUGGCGCGCAAGCUAACAAGUGCAGACAACCAUGUGCGUAUAAGAAAUCACCAACCGCCAAACAGCAGGGAAACGGACAUCCUGGCACCCAGUAGAGACGUUGGAUGCCAGGCAACUCAAGACUAA